This is a messenger RNA of Mesorhabditis belari, 825 nucleotides long. NCBI's taxonomy places the organism in Eukaryota, Metazoa, Nematoda, Chromadorea, Rhabditida, Rhabditidae. The record is from the annotation of a GenBank genome assembly.
AUGGCGUAUAAAUUUCGCUCAAUUCUCGUCAUCAUCCUAGCGACUCUUUUCGUUUUUCAGUUAAUUCUUUAUUUCUACAGCAGUGGCAGUUUGAAAGGUGUUCACAAAUGGAGGAGACGAAUUUGUGAUUGUGAAAAUGAGCAGAACUGUUACUCACAUCCACAAGAUGAUGCUCAAUGUGGAAAGUGUUUCUAUUGCAAUAAAGAUAAAAUACAUCAACUCGAGCCAAUCACUGCUGAAACAGCGAUCAUGAUUGUCACAAAUGAAGACCGAAUGAGUCAAUUGCUCGUCUUGAUCAGCUCGAUUCAUAAAUAUUAUCCAGAAAGGAAGAUAUUAAUCUAUAACAAUUACUUAUCACCAAAAACAGCCAUUCGAACAAAGCUGACAGGAGUUCGAAAUGUGGAAAUGUUCGAAGCAUUCGAUAUCCCAGGUCUUCUCUCAAGCCAACCGCUCAACAAUUUUGCAUUCACUCCUUUCUAUAUUAUGCAUGCAUUGGCUCAAUACUCAAACGUUUUACUCAUUUGGGAUGGGAUGGAGAUUUUGUCGGACAAAUUGGAGCCUUUACUCUUGGAGAACAAGAAUCCGAUUACACUUUUUGGAAAACAAUCACUCGAUGAUCCGCAACUUCUCGGGUUUUCUGCUUUCUUCCCAAUGGCUCAAUUUUAUCCAAAGAAUUUCACCGUCGCUCAUUUCAAAGACGGGAGUCGAAGCAUUAUUGAAUGGUUGAUGAAAUGCGGUGGUACAACGGAUUGUUACGAUUGUCGGAAUGUGAAAGGAUACGCGAUCGAUUGUUUGCCAUUUCUGCUUGCAAGGCUCUCUGGUUUG